UCAAUUUUCAAUAACGCUUAUGGAUUUUCUAAAGUGGUUUAGACUUUCCCCAAAAAAAAUUCUGACGCCAUAACUAAUACCCAACCACCCUCUGACAUUUCUACUCGAUGGUACGUUCCGUGCCGUAAUCGGAAGAAGAUUGAAAACAUCUCAAACGCGGGCAGCGUUUCGUUCAAGGGAUUCAUUGAAAAUAAGUGGAAGUACGCGCGACAUGCAGGAGGACUCAAGCCACAGUCCCAGCUACACCGUGCCAUGUGACGACUUUGUUCAUGUGGUGGAGUUCAGUCCCUUCAGCUCCGGUACCCCGGCAUCUCUCCUGGCCUAUGGUGGAAACCAGUACGUGGUGGUGGGCACCUGCCUCUUCCAGGAGGAGGAUGUGGAGGUCGAGGGAGUUGAAUUCAAUGUUCUUCGAGCUUUUCACCAUGAACUGCGUGUCGACGCUCUAGCCUGGAGCCCCGAGUCUCGGCUGGACAGGAUACCCACUAUCAGGUUGUGCACGGCUGCAGCUGACAGAAAGCUACGCCUGCUGACUUCUGAUCUUCAGGAUAGGCAUGAAGUCAAGGUAAUGGAGGGUCACAUCAGCUACAUUAACCAUUUGGUGUUCGAGCCCAUAGAGGGGAAACAAAUUGCUUCCGUCAGUGAUGACCACACUUGCAGGGUGUGGGACCUGGAUGGGAAUGAAAGCGCUACUUUCCGGCUUCAGUCUCCUGGCAUCAGUGUGUGCUGGCACCCAAAGGAAGUCUUUAAGUUAAUGGUGGCAGAGAAGAAGGGGACGAUUCGCUUUUAUGACAUGGUCACCCAGCAGGCCAUCCUGUCACUGGAGAGCGAACCGCUCAUGUCGGCAGACUGGUGCCUCACCAACACGAUCAAAGUAGGCGGGGUGUCAGGCAGCGACUGGCUGAUCUGGGAUAUAACUCGAUCCAGUUACCCACAAGAAAAAAGACCAGCUCACAUCGAUAAAGCACGGCUGUUUAGGUGGUCUCGAGCCAAUGAAAACCUCUUUGCCACAACGGGAUGUCCAGGAAAAAUCAACACUCAGCUGAUCAUCCACCAUCUCGGCCACCCGCAGCCGGUGGCGAUCGGGUCGGUGACCGUCGGAUCAGGCCUCAGUUGGCACCGGACGCUGCCGCUCUGUGUGGUCGGCGGCGACAGGAAGCUUUGCUUUUGGAUGACUGAGAUGUAGACAUCUGUUGUGGAAACCUGCGUCCUGUUUCUGUUUGUGCUCAAUAAAAUAUUUUUCCAAGUA
Neolamprologus brichardi is the source of this 1246-nucleotide messenger RNA. RefSeq names its product nucleoporin 37 (gene nup37). NCBI's taxonomy places the organism in Eukaryota, Metazoa, Chordata, Actinopteri, Cichliformes, Cichlidae. The record is from RefSeq and is a predicted model, not a curated record. Gene Ontology annotation, cellular component: nuclear pore outer ring. Gene Ontology annotation, molecular function: protein binding.